GGUGCGCGGCCGGACCCGCCUCUGCAGCCCGGGGCUCCGGGCACGGCAGGGCACGGGCGGCCGGAGCCCGGUGCUACCCAGCCGGUGCUGCCCAGCCAGGUGCUACCGGAGCCCGGUGCUACCUCACCGGUGCUGCCCAGCCAGGUGCUACCGGAGCCCGGUGCUACCUCACCGGUGCUGCCCAGCCAGGUGCUACCGGAGCCCGGGGCUGCGGCAGCAGCGAGCGGGGAGCGGGCAGCGCAGGUGCCGGCCGGGAUGCGCUGAGGGCUCCGGGGAUGGAGGGAUGGGAUGGGAGCGGCGGGCAAGCCGCGGAGGAGGAUCCGAGGCGGGCCCGGGCAGGGGGAUGGCGGUGCUGGCAGCCCCUGGGCCCCAAGGCUGGGUCUCGGUGCUCCCGGGACGGCUCCGAAGCCGCUGCGGUGCUGGGGAUGCUGCGGGCACCGGUGAUGGGGAUGGGGAUGGAGCGCGGUUUGGGAUGCGCAGGGAAGGCUCUGGCAGUGGGUGAGCAGAAACACAGCUGGAGUGGCACAGGGUCCUGAGUUCUUUCAGCCUUUCAGCGUCUUCUGCUGGAUUUGCGGUGUUUGUAACGUCUUGGAUGCUCUCGUUGCCAUUAGCGAAGCGGUGUUAAUGAGCGAGGCUCGCUCAGGGUGCUGGAUUUGUGCUUUUGCUGCGUUGGGAGCAGUGUUUGAGUGACCUUUUGCAUAACAGAUGAAGGGUCAUGGACACAAACCAUUUCAAACCAUUUUGGUUUUUCACUGUCACAUCAGCCUCAGCUUCUCCAGCCCUUGCAGCACAUUUGAGCUUUAGUUUCUGUUUGUGGAAAGCCGACUUCCUAAAGUUCUCUGUGGAUAUUUUUUUCCACCUUAAUUGUUACUGGGAGUGUAGUUAAGGGUUGGAGAAGACACAAGGAGAGUGAGAGGCACUCACUGCCCGUUCUUUGUGAGUAAUCCAAGAGAAACAACUGCCAACCACUGCCACGUUUUCAUCUGUUGGUAAACAUCAGCUGCUGGUUGGCCUUGAGGGAGGAAGACUGAAUUAGUUCCAGAUGGAGAAUUCUUUCAGCCCAUUUAGACUUUCCAGUUGAUUAAAGCCAGCAGGUCAGUAAUUUAGGGGAGUAAUUUUGUUGUUAUUUGCUGUUCUGCUCCGUGCUCUGUGUGGAAUCAGUGAUAUCAAACCUGAUAUCAAAUCUGAUAUCACAGCAAUGCUGAGGGUGGGGCUUUGGUUGUGCUUAAUUAGUCUGGGUUUUAAUUAAGUUGUAUAAACAGAAGAGAUAUUUUGAAUGCUCUGAUAAUUAACUCGUUUUUAUGCAGUGGGGUAUUUUUUGAAUGACCUGGAAAAGGAGGAGGAGUCAAGAAUUCAUUUUUCUGAGCAAAUGCUCUUGGAGAACAUUUAUCUUUUUUCAAAGUUUUUUAAACUGGGUUAGCACAAGUUUGUGGUUUGAUGUGAUUGUGUCAGAGAAUCCCAUACCUCAGGGUGCUGCUGACAUCAAUUCCUGGAAAAAUGGGAAGAGAUAAGGGCAGGGGGAUGGAAAUCUCCAGUGCAUGGCUGCAGGAAGCAGAGAAUGUGAGGAAUGGAAAAUUUCACUGGGAAGCAGCUGCUCUGUAGGAUACUGAGACUGACACCAGGUAUUGAACUCCUCAGUGUCUCUUUGUCAUUUAUUUGAGGUGCCACAUUGGACACUUAAAAAACAUUAAAAAUAAAAUCUUAAACUAGAGUGACCUGCUCCCAAAAUCAGGGCAGGUGCAGUAGCUCUUGUUAGAACUCUUGUAUUUCUUUCUUUCACAGGGUGGUUUUGUUGUUCCCUCUGCUCUGCUGCUGUAAUUUCUGUAAUUUUCUGUAAUUUCUAAAAGGAAAAAAGCUCUGCUUGCAAUCAUCUCAUGCCUUUUGCUGCCAAAUCUGUUCAAAAGGCUUUAAGAAUUAGUUGUAAGUGCUAAUAUUGGAUUGGAAGCUGUAGCAAAAUGAGGAAUGUUUCAUUAUCCCCAUGUAAUUAAAUAGAAAACCACUCUGGGAAGCUCUUGGGCAUAUUUCCCUGCUUUUUUCACCUGGAAGCAUUGGCCAGGGUAGCUCUGGGAUUACUGGGAGUUCCAGCCCUUGGUUAUUGCUCUUUUUGGCUGAGGUUGAUAACAGGUUAAUCAGUCUGAAGGGCAGAGGUUCCUGCUUGGAUUUGCUGGCUUGGGAAUUUUUCUGGGGAGUGUUUAAAGACAGAGGGAGAUCAAAGACAGGGCAGAAUCUGGAAGAGGAGUUGGUUAUAAUUGGAAAAGCUGUGUAGAGGUGAGAGAAAAGGAGAUAAAACCACAAAGUCUGGUGGGUGGGUGGGUGUUAUUUUAGAAUAAAAAACCUCCCUAAGAUUAGUUCUUGUUGCUUGAUCUUGGCAUGAAGACACCAGGAGUUCAAAAUCCAGCCUGAGGGACUACAGGAGUCUCUUUAUCUUUCCUGAAGUGCAGGUGAAAUGUGCUGUCUUUGCUAAAUUAGGAAUAUAAAAUGUCACUCAUCUUUUUUUCCCCUUUUUUUCCCCUUUUUUUCCCUUUAUUUUCCCCCCCUCAGGCAGAAAACAUGGAGCAGCCCACAUGAAGAAUCCUUUGGAGUUUCUAUCCCUACAAGAUGUUCUUUGAAGGACCAAACCCACUUUUGCAGGCCCCUGGGAGAUGAAGCAUUGACCACAUGCCAUUUUUAUCUCCACAAGUGCUUUGUUGCUUUGUGUGAAGGACAAAGAAUAUUUUGAAAUAUUUCUUUCUUCGCCUCACCAUGACGAGUGCCCUGACCCCAGAGGCCCCAAGCUCUCCCCAGCUGGAGGAGAAGCCCAAGGGGAAAUCCCUGUUCCAGCUGGGCUCCCUCUUUGCCAACAGGAGUGAGAAGUUUGUGAUUGCUCGCAGUGACAGCUUGCCAGAGGAGAAUGUCCUGAAAAUCACCAUCACAGAGACCACGGUCAUCGAGUCUGACCUGGGCAUCUGGAACUCCCACGCCCUCAUCUACCUCACUCUGUGGUUCUUCUUCAGCUUUUGCACUCUGUUCCUCAACAAAUACAUCCUGUCCUUGCUGGAGGGGGAGCCCAGCAUGCUUGGUGCUGUUCAGAUGCUCUCCACCACCUUCAUUGGCUGCAUCAAGAUGUUUGUCCCCUGCUGUCUGUACCAGCACAAGGCCCGCAUCUCCUACCCCCCAAACUUCAUCAUGAUCAUGCUCUUUGUGGGCUUAAUGAGGUUUGCCACGGUGGUGCUGGGGCUGGUGAGCCUGAAGAACGUGGCAGUGUCCUUUGCAGAGACAGUGAAGAGCUCAGCUCCCAUCUUCACAGUCAUCAUGUCCCGCAUGAUCCUGGGGGAGUACACGGGGCUGCUGGUGCACGUGUCCCUGGUGCCCGUGAUGGCCGGGCUGGCUCUGUGCACGGCCACCGAGCUCAGCUUCAACAUCCUGGGCUUCUCUGCAGCCCUGUCCACCAACAUCAUGGACUGUUUGCAAAAUGUCUUUUCCAAAAAACUCCUCAGUGGAGAUAAAUACAGAUUUUCAGCCCCAGAGCUUCAGUUCUACACCAGUGCUGCUGCUGUGGUCAUGCUCAUUCCAGCCUGGAUCUUUUUCAUGGAUGUUCCUGUGAUUGGGAAGAGUGGGAGAAGCUUCAGCUACAGCCAGGACAUUGUGAUGCUGCUGCUGAUGGACGGGGUGCUGUUCCACCUGCAGAGUGUCACUGCCUAUGCCCUGAUGGGCAAAAUCUCCCCUGUCACCUUCAGCGUGGCCAGCACUGUCAAGCACGCCCUGUCCAUCUGGCUCAGCAUCAUUGUCUUUGGCAACAAGAUCACCAGCCUGUCGGCCGUGGGCACCGUGCUGGUCACCGUGGGGGUCCUGCUCUACAACAAGGCCAAGCAGCUCCAGCAGGAGACCCUGCAGAGCCUGGCCAUGGCCCCGCAGCCGCCCGCGCCCGCCCAGGACACCGAGCCCCUCACGGCCAAGGAGCUGCAGCCCUACGAGUGAUGGAAGGGGCUCGGCAGCCUCCAGCCCAGCCUGGCUCCUCACAUCCUCCUGGGUGGGCUUGUUCCCCAAAUCCUCCUGGGUGGGCUUGUUCCCCAAUCCUCCUGGGUGGGCUUGUUCCCAAAUCCUCCUGGGUAGAGCUGUUCCUCACAUCCUCCUGGGUGGGCUUGUUCCCCAAAUCCCCCUGGGUGGGCUUGUUCCCCAAAUCCUCCUGGGUGGGCUUGUUCCCAAGUCCUCCUGGGUGGGCUUGUUCCCCAAAUCCUCCUGGGUGGGCUUGUUCCUCAGAUCCUCCUGGGUGGGCUUGUUCCUCAGGUCCUCCUGGGUGGGCUUGUUCCUCAGGUCCUCCUGGGUGGGCUUGUUCCCAAAUCCUCCUGGGUAGCGCUGUUCCCAAAUCCUCCUGGGUGGAGCUGUUCCUCAGAUCCUCCUGGGUGGGCUUGUUCCCCAAAUCCUCCUGGGUGGGCUUGUUCCUCAGAUCCUCCUGGAUGGGCUUGUUCCUCAGAUCCUCCUGGGUGGGCUUGUUCCUCUGGUUCUUCUGAGUUCCUCAGAUCCUCCUGGGUGGGGCUGUUCCCAAAUCCUCCUGGAUGGGGUUGUUCCCAGAUCCUCCUGGAUGGGGUUGUUCCUCAGAUCCUCCUGGGUGGGCUUGUUCUCAAAUCCUCCUGGGUGGGCUUGUUCCUCUGGUUCUUUGAGUUCCUCAAAUCCUCCUGGCUGUGGCUGUUCCUUAAAUCCUCCUGGAUGGGGUUGUUCCUCUGGUUCCUCAAAUCCUCCUGGAUGGGGUUGUUCCUCCGGUUCUUUCAAGUUCCUCAAAUCCUCCUGGAUGUGGCUGCUCCUUUGAGUUCCUCAAAUUCUCCUGGAUGUGGUUGUUCCUCUGCGUUCUUCCAAUCCUCCUGGAUGUGAUUAUUCCUCUGAGUUCCUGAAAUCUCCUGGAUGUGGCUCUUCCUGAAACCCUCCUGGAUGUGGUUGUUCCUCUGGUUCCUCAAAUCCUCCUGGAUGUGGUUGUUCCUCUGAAUUCCUGAACCCCUCCUGGAUGUGGUUGUUCCUCAAACCCUCCUGGAUGUGGUUGUUCCUCAAACCCUCCUGGAUGUGGUUGUUCCUCUGAGUUCCUGGCGGAUCUCACCCAGGAUUUGAAGCAGGAAGGAGCUGGGGAGGAUCCAGGAAAACCUUGGGAACCUGAUGGCCCUAAGAGAGGACCUGGAACGUGGCAAACUUGGGCUUUGUUGUCUCUCCUUGACUCCAAAUCACACCCAAGCCUGUGCUGGUGGAAGAACUUUGGAGAACAAUCCCUGAAUCCCUCCCCAUCCAAACAAUGUGACCAUGGGGCCCCACCACUGAAUUCUGCUGGCAGAGGGAUGCAGCUGGUGCCUCGUGGAAGUUUCUGGAUGUUCUCUGCAUUUCCUGAGGGGUGGUGCAGAGAUGGAAGAGCCCAAGGAGGGGAUUGUCCCACUCUGGCCUCACCUGGAGCCCCCAAACCCUGCCCGAGCUCCUGGAGCACCGGGACAGCACAAGAAGGGAUUUUGGGGUGGAUUUUGAUUUCUGAGCAGGGCAGGAGUUGGACUGGAUGGUCCUUGUGGGUCCCCUCCCACUCAGGAGAUUCCAGAAUUCCGAGAGGGAUUGGGAUUCCCGCCCUUCUCUCCCAAAAAACACAAAACAACUUUCUAGGAGUUUGCUCGAAGCAAACAGUGGGAAAUGAGCUGUGGUCAGCUCCUGCUGCUGGCUACAAAUCCAGGAUUUGUAGUGGUUAAAAAUGUAAAAAUGGGAGGUGGAAUUGUUGCAUUCUGGUCAUUUACUGACAGAACUGAAAUGCAAAUAUUCACACACGUCCCCUGUGGCAAUGGAGUGUUGAAUUCAAUGUUUGUAGUUGCUUAGAGGUAAAAAAAACCAAACCACUGAAAAUUGUGGUGACAAAGGAAGCAGGAUCUCUGUAUUUCUGUAAAUAAUAUUUUGUUGUUUUAAUUUCAUUUUGUUAUGCAUGAGGAAAGAAAUGGAUGUUUUUUAAUGUUAUUUCUAAGAGUGCAACAAAAGGCUGCCUUUUAGAAACUCAGGGUUGUGAGUCUGACCUGUGUAAAAUAUCUAAUUUCUGAUUGUAAAAAAAAAAUCUCAGAGGCAUCUGUGACAGAUGGGAGGAAUAUUCACCAUAAACUGAGGCAAAUCUUUAUUUCUGCUGCUUUUAAUUUUCCUUUGUUUUAAAGGAAAUUUGGUUUUUGUGGUAGAUCAAAGAUUAAAAGUUCACUUUUCUUCUCAAAAUUCCCAAAACCAGUCAGUUUUGACCAAAAAAAAAAAGCACACAUGUAGCUACAAAAACAUUCACCUGGACUUUUUGGGAACAAAACUUAAAUUCAAAUGAGUGGAUUUUAAUAAUUGCCACUCCUCUGGAAGGUUGGAGCACAGAUAUUUAAUGGUUAACAGGAAAUGACAAUUGGAAUUCCUGUAAAAUCACAUUUCCACACCUCAGUGGCUGCCUGGGGCAGAUUCCCCAAAGAUCUGAGGGAGAAAAAUGUCAAUUUUUCCAUCCUUGUCCAUGUGAUACGUCUGUGGUAUUUUGUUUUCUUUUGUACUCUUGUCACUUUUAUAAAAGCUGUGGACUGUGGAACUCUGUGGGGUUUUUUUAAUUUGUUUUCUGCCAAAUACACUGAGACUUUUGAAAGUAUAACUACAAAAAAAAAUGUGUUUUGUGUCAUA
Serinus canaria (Common canary) is the source of this 6630-nucleotide messenger RNA. It is a transcript of the gene SLC35E2B, whose product is annotated as solute carrier family 35 member E2B. The transcript has 8 exons. Lineage: Eukaryota; Metazoa; Chordata; Aves; Passeriformes; Fringillidae. Bases 2743 to 3957 code for a protein of 404 amino acids. The record is from RefSeq and is a predicted model, not a curated record. Gene Ontology annotation, molecular function: antiporter activity. Gene Ontology annotation, cellular component: Golgi apparatus.